AUGCAGAACACCCUCGUGCGUCAUCCGGACUUGGCCACGAAGCUUGCGUCUUCUGGACUGCUUUCGACACGUCUCACGGGCUCCACCCUCCUCGCCGUGCAGCCACCCACCCUCGGCGGAAUCGGUCAGCUGCCGCAAACGAAGCAGCAGGAAGGCGCAGUCGCCAACCUCAAAACGGCCAUCAUCCAACACUCCAGUGGAGUGAAGACAACUUUCAACGACGCCGCCACUGCUGGCAUCCGACUACGUCCGCCGUCAUUCGAAAUUGUCAAUUUUUUUCUAGCGCUAGCGUUUCUCGCUAUCCGCAUUGCUGCCACCUUCUGGACAGUCUGGCCCACAUUCUCCUACCUCUCGUCCGUGCUACUUAUUUUCACUGGCGUUUACUUAACCUUCGAGUAUGCUGCUGUUAGCCUCUUAGUCCAACUGACUGUAUGCCUCACACCUCAUUUUAACUCGACCAACAUCUUUAGCUCAUUAAUCAUAGUCCGGCUGCCGAUGCAACUGACCCCGUGGCAGACAAUCCUCUCCACCUCCAUCGCUUUCUUCAUAACCCUCGGGAGUUUUGGUGUUCUCUUCCACCUGGCGAUCCGUCAGUUUAACAAGGUACUUCGGGAGAACUACUACACGGUCGCCAACAUGCUGGGCAUGGCAGAGAGGCAAACUAACGGUGCGUCAGAGGCCCUGGUCACGUCGCCACCAUGGAGCGAGACGAACUCUCUGGAGAGGAAGGAGGGAUCUACGAAAUGUCAUCGUUCACCCUUGCGCGGUCGUCCACUAAUUGUCCUGGGCUUUCUCUCAUUGGUCGCCACUACGCUCGUGCGGAUGCCCUGCCUCUACGAUAUGUUCCAACUGUACUGGAGUGAAAAGGACUACCUUUGUCUCACGACCAUCGUCUUGUUUGUCUGCGUCCACAUGGCUUGGCUAAUGAUGUGGUUUGGGUUUGCUAUGAAGCAGAAGUGGACAUUCCACGUUAAAUAUUCCCCUGCAAUGCAGCAAUCCCAGCUCUCCAACCAAGAGUCAAGUUUCCGCAACACGUACUUGUCAGAGCCUGCAGUGCCGGGGCCGAUCAAGUUCCCACAAAUGCAGGAGUUCAACGAUGAAGCGCCCUUUGAGCUUUCAUGCCCAAAUUCCACCUAUGUGUAUUUCUCACCGCUUCAGUUGCAAAAUCCCGGUGUCCCAGCCCAAGAGCCAACACUUCUACCCUCAGUGACUAACGGCUUUAAACAACCCCUCCGUGUACCGCCUCCACCGGAAAGCAGUGCUAGUCAGGUCAUGACGAAUGUGCUGUACGCGCCGGCUGCAUCCAACCAGAAAGCCGCGACCUCGGAAAACGAGCCAUUUCUACUUCGUGGUCCCUUCCUGCUGACGCCACCUUCGCUCAAGUACGCCUCUAUAAGGAGAUCGAAGCUGUGGGACGCGGAGACCAACGGAAAGCAGGAGGUGGUUGUCGAUGUUGCGGAGACCGCUCCACCUACCCGGAUCACACGCAGUCCCAGAACCAUCUCCAGUGAGACAGCGGUGGACAACGAAAUCCGGCCGCAGUCGGUGCCGCCGCUAUCGAUUGGCGAGGUGGAUAACAACCUGCUCAAGGUGGCGCCGAUAGCUGUGCAGGAGAGCGGUCACAGCACAACGAGUUCUGGCGAUCGGAUUUGCAGUCAGGUCUGA
Messenger RNA from Mesocestoides corti, 1665 nucleotides. The record is from the annotation of a GenBank genome assembly. Lineage: Eukaryota; Metazoa; Platyhelminthes; Cestoda; Cyclophyllidea; Mesocestoididae.